Molecule: messenger RNA, 1110 nt
Organism: Vicia villosa (hairy vetch)
Lineage: Eukaryota; Viridiplantae; Streptophyta; Magnoliopsida; Fabales; Fabaceae
Product: transcription factor LAF1-like
Exons: 3
Coding region: 89-871 (260 amino acids)
Source: RefSeq, a predicted model, not a curated record
GCCAAAUAUGCUUUCACCUUUCUCUGUCUAUAUUUGAUAUCUCUUUUGGAAAUUCAAGCUUACACAUAAACUUAUUUAAAUUGAUAGAAUGGGAUUUCAAGAAAAAGUAGCAAAACCAAAUUUGAGAAAGGGAUUAUGGUCACCUGAAGAAGAUAAUAAGCUCAGAAAUUAUAUCCUUAAGUAUGGUCAUAGCUGCUGGAGUUCUGUUCCCAUUAAGGCAGGUUUACAAAGGAAUGGAAAGAGUUGCAGAUUAAGGUGGAUUAAUUACCUAAGACCAGGAUUAAAGAAAGGUGUUCUUAGCAAAGAUGAGGAAGACACAGUUAUUACUCUUCACCACAUGUUAGGCAACAAGUGGUCUCAGAUAGCACAACAAUUACCAGGAAGAACCGACAAUGAAAUAAAAAAUUAUUGGCACUCAUAUUUAAAAAAGAAAGUGCUCAAAACUAAGGAAAUUGAUCAAAUUCAAUAUGCUAGCUCAAGUUCAAAUACAAUGGAUUCUUUACAUUCAAGACAAAGAAACACAAAUCAAGAUUCUAAUAAUUUAUUAUUAGAAAACACUAACAAAUCACCAGCCAGUGAAAUUUGUGAAAGCUCAUUACCAAAACUAUUAUUUACUGAGUGGCUUUCAUUAGAUCAUAUAAACUCAGAUGAUUCUUUUAUCUUGCAAAAUGGCUAUGAUCAAAAUUCAAUUUUUCAAGAAAAUGUUAUGCAAUUGCCAGAAGGAAAGGUUGGUCAAGAAGAUCAUUAUCAUGAUAGUUUAAUUCAAAAUCUAGACAAUGAGGUUUAUUUUUCAUCACAACUUGAAAUGUCAAAUCAUGUUGAUGAAAAUGAAUUGAUGCAUUAUAUGAACAAUGGUGGAAUGUAUAUAUGAGGAACAAGCUAUAGCUUACAAGGCUGCUCAAAAAGAUGAACAAUUUGUCAUUUAAAUUUUAGAUUUAUUAAAUAAUUAAUACUGUGAAUAAAAAAGAAAUAUGAAAUUAUUCUUCAAAUUGUUUGAUAAUGCUUGUAUUCAGCUCAAAUAAAUUCAGUUACAAAGUGUACUUAAUUGUUGUUGUUAUUCUUUUAGAAUUGUUUAGACAUGCUCAUGUAAAUUUGUUUCAAAUUAAGGAU